This is a messenger RNA of Galeopterus variegatus (Sunda flying lemur), 3026 nucleotides long. It is a transcript of the gene DSC1, whose product is annotated as desmocollin 1. The transcript has 16 exons. Lineage: Eukaryota; Metazoa; Chordata; Mammalia; Dermoptera; Cynocephalidae. Gene Ontology annotation, cellular component: desmosome; plasma membrane. The record is from RefSeq and is a predicted model, not a curated record. Gene Ontology annotation, biological process: homophilic cell-cell adhesion. Gene Ontology annotation, molecular function: calcium ion binding. The coding region runs from base 1 to 2697 and encodes 898 amino acids.
AUGGCUGUGGCCUCCGCUGCCCCAGGGAGCAUCUUCUGGAAGCAGCUCCUUUUCUCUGUCUUGGUUCUAAUAUUAUUUUGCCAUGCGUGUCAGAAAAUUUCUCUUCAAGUUCCUUCUCAUCUUCAGGCUGAAACACUUGUAGGCAAAGUGAAUCUGGAGGAGUGUCUCAAGUCGGCCAGCCUAAUCCUGUCCAGUGACCCUGCCUUCCGAAUUCUAGAAGAUGGCUCAAUUUACACAACACAUGACCUCAUUUUGUCUUCUGAAAGGAAGAGUUUUUCCAUUUUUCUCUCAGACAGCCAGAGACAGGAACAAAAAGAGAUAGAAGUUGUACUGUCAGCAAGAGGAAACACGGCUCGUAAGAAGAGACACACCAAAGACACAGUCCUUAAGCGCAGCAAGAGACGAUGGGCCCCUAUCCCGUGUUCACUGAUGGAGAACUCAUUAGGUCCAUUUCCACAACACAUUCAACAGAUCCAAUCUGAUGCUGCACAGAAUUACACCAUCUUUUAUUCCAUAAGUGGGCCAGGAGUGGACAAAGAGCCCUUCAAUUUGUUCUACAUAGAGAAAGACACUGGGGAUAUCUUUUGUACACGAAGCAUUGACCGUGAGCAAUAUGAACAGUUUUCGCUAUACGGUUAUGCAACGACCACAGAUGGCUACGCACCAGAGUAUCCGCUUCCCUUGGUGAUCAAGAUUGAAGACGAUAAUGAUAAUGCCCCAUAUUUUGAAAACAAAGUGACUACCUUCAGUGUGCCUGAAAAUUGCCGAUCUGGAACUUCAGUGGGACAAGUGACUGCUGUAGACCAUGAUGAACCUGGCACUCUACAUACUCGUCUGAAAUAUAAAAUCUUACAACAAAUCCCUGAUCAACCAAAGCAUUUCUCCAUACAUCCAGACACAGGUGUCAUCACCACAUCUACACCUUUUCUGGAUAGAGAAAAAUGUGAUACUUACCAGUUAAUAAUGGAAGUGCGAGACAUGGGGGGCCAACCUUUUGGUUUAUUUAACACAGGCACAAUUACUAUUUCGCUUGAGGAUGAAAAUGACAAUUCACCAUAUUUCACAGAAACUUCUUAUUUUGCAGAAGUAGAAGAAAACAGGAUUGAUGUUGAGAUUUUACGAAUGAAGGUACAUGACCAGGAUUUACCAAACACUGCUUACUCAAAGGCUGUGUACACAAUCCUACAAGGAAAUGAAAAUGGAAACUUCGAAAUUAGCACGGAUCCCAAUACAAAUGAAGGAGUCUUGUGUGUUGUCAAGCCAUUGAACUAUGAACUCAGCCGCCAAGUUGUUUUGCAAAUUGGUGUUCUUAAUGAAGCACAAUUCUCUAAAGCAGCAAACUCACAAACUCCUACCAUGUGCACUGCAACUGUCACUGUUAAAGUUAAAGACAGUGAUGAGGGUCCUGAAUGCCAGCCACCAGUGAAAGUCAUUCAGAGUAAAGAUGGCCUCCCAGCUGGCCAAGAGCUCCUUGGAUACAAAGCAUCGGACCCAGAAACACGAAAUGGCGAAGGCUUAAAGUAUCAGAAGUUAGGAGAUGAAGAUAACUGGUUUGAAAUUAAUGAACACACUGGUGACCUGAGAACUCUGAAAAUACUAGAUAGAGAAUCAAAAUUUGUGAAAAACAACCAAUACAAUAUUUCAGUAGUUGCAACGGAUACAGUUGGCCGAUCUUGCACUGGAACUUUAGUAGUUCUUCUGGAGGACGAUAAUGAUCACACACCGCAAAUUGACAAAGAAGUGACCAUUUGUCAGCAUAAUACGGAUUUUGCUGUUCUGAAACCUGUAGAUCUGGAUGGGCCUGACAAUGGUCCACCUUUUCAAUUCUUUCUGGAUAAUUCUGCCAAAAAAUUUUGGACUCUAGAAACCAAGGAGGAUGGUAAAACUGCUGUUCUUCGUCAACAGCAUAAUCUUGAUUAUAAUUAUUAUUCUGUGCCUAUCCAAAUAAAUGACAGGCAUGGCUUUGGUAAAAAACAUGUGUUAUCAGUAAGGGUGUGUGACUGUACAACUCCAUCUGAUUGUAGAAUGAGUAUUAAAGGCGAGAGAGAUGUUAAACCAUCAAAUGUAAUACUUGGGAGAUGGGCUAUUCUUGCCAUGGUCUUGGGUUCUGCAUUGUUGUUAUGUAUUUUGUUUACAUGUUUCUGUGUUACUGCUAAGAGAACAGUAAAGAAAUGUUUUCCAGAAGAUGUAGCCCAGCAAAAUUUAAUUGUAUCAAAUACUGAAGGACCUGGAGAAGAAGUGAUGGAAGCAAAUAUUAGACUCCCCACACAGACAUCCAACAUUUGUGACACAAGCAUGUCUGUUGGUACUCUUGGUGGCCAAGGAAUCAAAACACAGCAAAGUUUUGAGAUGGUCAAAGGAGGCUACACUUUGGAUUCCAGCAAAGGAGGUGGACACCAGACCUUAGAAUCCGGCAAGGGGAUAGGGCAGGGAGUAACAGAUACUGGCAGAUAUGCAUACACCGACUGGCAGAGUUUCACACAGCCUCGGCUUGGCGAAAAGGUGUAUCUGUGUGGACAAGAUGAGGAGCAUAAACAUUCUGAAGACUACGUUCGUUCCUAUCACUAUGAAGGCAAAGGGUCUGUGGCCGGCUCGGUAGGCUGCUGCAGUGAUCGGCAGGAGGAAGAGGGGCUGGAGUUUCUAGAUCAUCUGGAACCCAAAUUUAGGACAUUAGCAAAGACAUGUGUAAAGACGUAAAUGUGCCUUUUAAUAGAGUAACAUCUACAAAUGCAUAUGUAGGAGUUUAUUGAAUGUAAAAUGAUAGCAGUAUCUGCUAAUGUUUUUGUUUAUUGGAGCUAAACUUCAAGUCAUGUAUAGGUAAGGGUAUUAUAAAUAUGAGGCUCCCCUAAAUUCUCCUUCUCUGACUUAACUUACAUGUUCUCUGAAAAUAAAGGUUUUCCUUUUCUGUGCAUGUAAAUUUUGCCCUUUUCAAGACUGUACUGUAUGCUUUCUUGAACCUUCAAUUUGUGUUUGAAAACUUGUGUUACUUUGUGUGCAAUGCAAAAGUAUGUGGGAGACUUGGGUAU